ACCUAUCGAUAGUUACAAAAAUAGUAAACAAAAAUUGUUGUUUUUAUAAUAAAUAUUGCCCUUUAGAAGGAGAAGGCGGGGGACUGCCCCUUGGAAAUUGAACCAAUGGCCAAAUUAAGCGACACUAAGAUUCCCAUUACCGAAUUUCUGGAGGCGUACAGACGGCAGCCAUGUCUGUAUAACACACUAUUGGGUACCUACAAAAAUCGGGUGUCGCGGGAAGACGCCUACAAGGCAAUAAUUAAAUCUUUGAAAAACCCCCAACUGACAGUUAUGGACAUCAAACUUAAAAUUAAAAGCGUACGCACAGUUUACUCCAAGGAGUUGCGUAUUUGGAUGCGGGAGAAGGAGAUGGGCCGUAGCUAUGCACCAAAGCUGUUUUGGUUUAAACUGGCAGAUUCAUUUUUACGUUCCGUUUCCCUCUCCAAUGGUAAAAGGAUGAAGACAAAAGCAAUCAAUCCGAAACUAGAUACAAACCAGACGGCGGUUAAAAAGGAAGACAGUACCCUUAUAACGUCCAGAAAACUGCUCUUUAAUAACUCUGGCGAUAUAAGUAUGAGUGAGGAUACCAUGGAGGCGGAAGAUCAAGAGCUGGAUGAAGAGCCGCUCGACGCCGAGCCUGUGGAAUCUAUUGAUGAUGAAAUUGAAGGCAUUAGGGCUCUUGAAAGUCAGAGUCAAGGCAACGUUUCCGCUGUUGUCAAUGCCAGCGAUUUGGAGCGACCAUCUGCUAUUGAGGGAUCAACAGCCACCGGCAAGACGGAAAUUAGCAUUGAUGAUUCUGGUUUCUGUGUGGUAGAACAGCAACAACAACACCAACAACAACAGCAUCACCAACAACAACAACAGCAGCAGCAGCAUCAUCAUCAACAACAACAAUUGCAGCCUACUCCAAGGAAACUAAAGUUGUCUACUCAGGGAACUGGCCAAAAUCAAUUAACACAUGAUUCCUCUACACCACCAUCAGCUUCAGCAUCAGCAUCAGCAUUUCCUGUUGGCGGUGAAGAUAAUUUAGUUAUUUUUGGUCAAUCAGUCGCCUCACAGUUGCGUACUAUUACCGACUCAUAUUCACGAUCCGUCGCCAAAUUGCGUAUCCAGCAGGUUCUGUUUGAAGCCGAAACGGGACAAUUUCAAAACUCUGCCAGCCAAGACACAAUUAGUGCACAUUUACAUACAUUUUAAUUAUUUAAGUUUUUUUUUGGCAUGUUAAGU
Messenger RNA from Drosophila willistoni, 1209 nucleotides. RefSeq names its product AT-rich binding protein. The coding region runs from base 106 to 1179 and encodes 357 amino acids. The transcript is spliced from 2 exons. The record is from RefSeq and is a predicted model, not a curated record. NCBI's taxonomy places the organism in Eukaryota, Metazoa, Arthropoda, Insecta, Diptera, Drosophilidae.